Molecule: messenger RNA, 411 nt
Organism: Cantharellus anzutake
Lineage: Eukaryota; Fungi; Basidiomycota; Agaricomycetes; Cantharellales; Hydnaceae
Exons: 1
Source: RefSeq, a predicted model, not a curated record
AUGCAAGAGUCCCUACUCAAGCACCUGAGGGAGGCCAAGAACCGAUUUGUUUGGUUACGGGGCUCUCCCGGAACGGGGAAGACUGCGAUCUCUAUGAGUGUCGCAUCCACUCUUGAGGAAAUGGGUAUUUUGGCAGCGUCGUUCUUUUGGGAUAAGAACCGGACAGGAACAGGCUUGGAUUCUAUCGAACAGUUCCCCUCUACCCUUGCCCACCAUCUAGCAUCCUUCAACGAGGACUUCAAGUUCUCGCUUGUCAGACACCUUCGGAAACAGGCUUUAGCCUCAGUUCAGGAUUUCCCUCUGGAAAAACAAAUCAAGGCCCUGACGAUUGAGCCGAUGCGUGAUGUGAAGAAUGUAUUGUCUCCGGACAAGGAUCGCUUUGUCAUCGUCUUGGAUGGUCUCGAUGAGUGC